Molecule: messenger RNA, 1859 nt
Organism: Copidosoma floridanum
Lineage: Eukaryota; Metazoa; Arthropoda; Insecta; Hymenoptera; Encyrtidae
Product: pre-mRNA processing factor 19
Biological process (GO): DNA repair; protein ubiquitination; mRNA splicing, via spliceosome
Cellular component (GO): Prp19 complex; cytoplasm; U2-type catalytic step 1 spliceosome
Molecular function (GO): ubiquitin protein ligase activity; protein binding
Source: RefSeq, a predicted model, not a curated record
CACUGAUCACUUUGAUUUGAUGAGCGCUAGGCUUAUACGCGUGGGCAAAAAUGUCGCUCACCUGUGCAAUUUCCAAUGAAACGCCGGAAAAUCCAGUGAUAUCGCCAGUGUCGGGGGCUGUUUUCGAGAAACGGCUGAUCGAGAAAUACGUCGAAGAGUUUGGCACUGAUCCAGUCAAUGGAAAAGAGUUGAGCAUUGACAAGCUCAUUGAGCUCAAAGUACAGCCGGUUACAAGGCCAAAACCACCAAGUGCCACCUCUAUACCAGCUAUUUUGAAAAUCCUUCAAGACGAGUGGGAUGCCGUGAUGUUGCAUUCGUUUACUUUGAGGCAGCAACUGCAAACUGCCAGGCAAGAACUUUCACAUGCUCUGUACCAGUAUGAUGCUGCCUGCAGAGUUAUUGCCAGAUUAACAAAGGAAGUGACGGCUGCACGAGAGGCUUUAGCUACAUUGAAACCACAGGCUGGUAUUGCUCAGCCUGCUGUUCCUCAACCUGCAAUAGCUGCAGAAGCAGCAGGUGUUGCUAUGCAACCUAACGAACAGGCUGGAAUGACAGACGAUAUCAUUCAGCAGCUGCAGGAAAAAGCAACGGUUCUUACACAAGAAAGAAAGCGCCGUGGAAGAUCUGUUCCAGAAGAUUUACAGACCCAGGAUAACAUAAGGCAAUUCCAUACAUGUGCAUCGCAUUCAGGUCUUCAUUCUGCUAGUGUGCCUGGCAUUUUGGCACUUGAUAUUCAAGCAUCUGAUACUAGUAAAUUAUUAACCGGAGGAGCAGACAAAAAUGCAACGGUAUUCAAUAAAGAUACUGAGCAAGUGAUUGCUGUGCUGAAAGGUCACACAAAGAAGGUCACUAAAGUUGUGUAUCAUCCAAAUGAAGAUGUAGUAAUGACUGCAUCACCCGACACAUCGAUACGCAUUUGGAAUGUUCAAAAAGGUCAAACAACUCUUUACUUGAGAGCUCACGACGCAAAUGUUACUGGAUUAUCAUUACAUCCUACAGGGGAUUAUUUGUUGAGUUCAUCUCUCGAUCAUUAUUGGGCAUUCUCAGACAUACGUACCGGAAGAUUAUUGACAAAAAUUGCUGGGCCUAACAGCCAGCCUCUAACUACGGCGCAGUUUCAUCCCGAUGGACUUAUCUUUGGAACAGGAACAGCAGAUUCUCAAGUUAAAAUUUGGGAUCUAAAAGAACAAUCCAAUGUAGCGAAUUUCCCUGGCCACUCAGGGCACAUCACUACUAUUAGUUUCUCAGAAAACGGAUACUACUUGGCAACAGCUGCUGAAGAUUCGUGCGUCAAGCUUUGGGAUUUACGUAAACUGAGAAACUUCAAGACCUUACAAUUGGACGAGAACUAUGAAGUAAAAGAUAUCUGCUUUGAUCAAAGUGGUACCUAUCUUGCAGUAGCGGGAACUGAUGUUAGGAUUUACCUGUGUAAAAUGUGGAACGAACUGAAAGUGAUGAAUGAGCACACAGCACUUGCAACUGGUGUGAGAUUCGGUAAAAAUGCUCAUUAUCUCGCGUCCACAAGUAUGGAUCGCACGCUGAAGUUGUACAGAGUACCAGACUCAUAGUUAAUUGUAUAUUAAUGAUAAUUUUUUAUAUAAAUGUAAUCAUACUGUCCCAUGCAUCAGUUUGAUGGAUAAAUUAAGAUUGGAACUUUCGUUGUGAAUUCAUGAGUGUCUCGUUAAUAGGUGUGAUUGAGGUGCUUAGUAAUUUUAUCGCUUCAAAAGUUCAUUGAUCAAAUUUACGAUAGUUAAGUGCAUACAGGAUUGUCCUUAAAAUAUUCACAUUAAUGAAAUUCAUUAAAAAGUUGACGUACAGUAAAUAAAACGAAAAUAUUUUAUAACAAUUUUAUAAACAUA